AUGGCCGCCCUCUCCUGCUACCAACCCUGCCGCUCGCAUCUUGCACAGCCUGCUAGGUGCCUAGACGAGGACGAACGUCAACACUCUGCAACCCUCUCUCUCCGUCGGCGUCAGUUCAUCGAGCGAUGUCAAGAGAACCGCGGCCCCCGGCACCGCGAUCAAAUCCCUGAGGUUUCAGUCAAAAGAACCAGGGAGGAAUUGGCGAAGCAUGCGUCGCAGGCAACGCUUUUGACUCGUCGGCUCAACGUGGAGUCGGGCUGGUCGAAGGUCGAGGAGGUGCGGAAGAAGUUCGAGAGUUCGACUGAUUCGACGUCCUUUUCUAGGUCGUUUGAAUCGCCGCCACGACGCCGCCUAGCUGAUUCCCUUUUCGCCAGUUUCAAAUUACCGCGAAAGAAGGAUAACAUGGCUGCUCCACGAUCCCUCGCCCCGCAGCCCCAGCAGAAGCGCAAAUCCGCCGUGGAACUGCUUGCUGAGACCAAAGCCUUCUAUGUCAAGUCUGAAACAGUGCUAGAUAGGAAGCAGGAGUUACCACUGAGGGUAAGCAGCGGCCUGAGCCAGGCGAUUGCGUCCGGCGGUUGCCACUUGAUCAGUUCGGGGACCAUCAACAACGAUACCUGUUGCAACCCAUACGCGACAACCAGAAGCGCUGGAGCUGGGCGACGGUCUGCUGGUGGGGGCGAGGGACUGCAGAGCACUCUGCGUAGAUUGCUCGAACAUUCCGACAGUAGGGAGAACAUUUACACGCCCGGAUACGCAAUUUCGCACAAAAUAUACGCUGACAGCCGUCGUCUGAAGGACUCAUGUCCGGAACGGGAACCGAUGCCCCGUUCCCAGUACACGUCCGGAACAUUUUCCGGCACCUCGUCAUCCGGGACAUCGGGCUCCAAAGCGCACAAGUCCGAUCCGGACCGGGACAAAAAUAGGCCCAUGAGCUUCGGCGAUGCGAGAGUCUUCUUUCCGGAGUCAUUCGUCAUACCGAGGCAGAGGCCUAGUGAAGUUAUUAUUAAGAAUGCCUAUUCUAUACCGAGUCCCCAGUCGAGCCCCGAGCAGAUGGAGCUACCUGAGCCGGUGCUGAGCGGGCCGGGCUCCCCGGCGGACCAGCUGCCCACCAUCAGCCCGCCGGCACAGUACGCGCACUCUGCUCCCAGACAUACCAGAUCGAAUUCGCACUCGCAGCCGAGCAUGCGCGAGGAAGACGGUUGCACCAAUAUCAAUAGUCAUAAGUCGCUGCCCGACUUGCAUGUGCAAGCGCAUUGCUAUCCAGAACCCAGCGCGGCGGGCACGGAGACUCCGGGCCGAGCGUCGCGCCGGCGCCGCCACUCCGGCCACCACCGCACCGCCUCGUGCUCAUCCAAAGGCACCAGUUGUUACAGGUCGAAUCACUCGUCAAUGAUAUCGUCGUGCGAUGCUUUCUCCGAGCAUCCGUCGCCGGGCGAUGACAACUAUCAGUCCUAUAACAGCCGGUGCGGGUCGUCGUUCGCGCGCGACUCGGGCGGCUCGAGCGGGCACUGCACGCAGCGCAGUGCGCCGCCCCACCCCCCGCACCCGCACCACGCGCACCCCACCACCACGCACCACGAACACUCCAGUCGGUACGGGUCGCGGUGCCGGUCGCCAGCGGAGUGCUACGUGUCCGCGCCGCCGCAGUUCCAGGACGGCGCGCCCUCGCCCCCGCCCGUCCCCGCGACUGCCCCCGCCGCGACCCACCCCGCACCCCAUCUCUACUCCACGCACCCGCGCGUCGGCAUACACUUUCAGGCAAGCGCACCCCCUCCCCAGUUUCAAGACGAACCACCAAUGUACGACUACGGCGACUACGACUGCUCUUACAAAACUCCACUUAAAUGCCUUAACGUGGGACGCAAGGACUACGGAAACUCCAGGGAAUACUCUAGAUACCACGAACCCAGUACGGAGCUGGUGAACAAACAGCCUCAGUACCAAGAAGUGCGCAUGCGGCCUCGCAUCGACGACAAACAGGAGUAUGUCAACGCCUCUCAGAUAUGCCCGCCAGAAGAAGUGACGUCACCACUGGGCACGUUCAAACGCCAAAGAUGUCUGCGCUACAAGCAAAGGCGACCGAGACCGAUACUGCGUUCCAAAUCAGACAUAUCUGACAGGUACCGUCGUGCAGAGGGAUGCACGGACACGUGCGCGGAGGAGCGCGGCUCGGGAUCGGAGGGGGGCGGCGGGGGCGGGGGCGAAGGCGAGAGCACGCGCCUGCAGCAGUUCUUCGAGCGGCUGGGGCUGGAGGCGCGCCAAUACGACGCUCUGAUGCUGGCCGCGCCGCCCGACAGCCCCGUCUUCUUCUCCUCUGCAUCCACCGUGGACUCAACGCAGCUGCCGCCCGCUGCCGACUACACGGUGCAAGGCCCCGGAUUACAAAAGCAAAUAUAUCGUAACACAGAGCCGCCGAGCGUGGUGGAACGUAACGCCCGUAUCAUCAAAUGGCUGUGUCAGUGUCGCAAAACUCAAAUGCAAGCUCCUCAGUAG
Parnassius apollo (apollo) is the source of this 2493-nucleotide messenger RNA. The record is from the annotation of a GenBank genome assembly. NCBI's taxonomy places the organism in Eukaryota, Metazoa, Arthropoda, Insecta, Lepidoptera, Papilionidae.